Messenger RNA from Sinocyclocheilus anshuiensis, 1666 nucleotides. Its product is annotated as protein phosphatase 1 regulatory subunit 3D-like. The record is from RefSeq and is a predicted model, not a curated record. The coding region runs from base 331 to 1218 and encodes 295 amino acids. Gene Ontology annotation, biological process: regulation of glycogen biosynthetic process. Gene Ontology annotation, molecular function: protein phosphatase 1 binding; glycogen binding. The transcript has 2 exons. NCBI's taxonomy places the organism in Eukaryota, Metazoa, Chordata, Actinopteri, Cypriniformes, Cyprinidae. Gene Ontology annotation, cellular component: protein phosphatase type 1 complex.
CGCGCUAUUUAAGUCAAGAUCGUCGCGGCGUUUAUUCACAAAUGCUCGCGCAUCGAGAUUGACUGAGCGCUAUGCAUUGUUUACAGACAGGACGUGAGAAUGUCUUAUCUCAUGUACGGGGGUCUAAUAAUAAUCGUCGGUGUGGUAGUUGAGACAUGGGAUCAGUAGUUAAAUGUCAUAGGCGCUCGAUCUCCGCGUAUUUUAUUACAACCACACUGGGUGAAGAGGUCUUCUCCACUUUAAAAUGAAUAUUUUGUUUGUAUAUUCGUUUUAACUGCACAUAACGAGGGCGUUCUUCCUCACAAUUUACAGCAAGAAAGCACAGAGAGAAUGGAAUCACAUCCGCCUGGAUCAGGACCUGCCUUGCAGUUCACAAGUGGCUUUAGUGAAGUAUCUAGACCCGUCAAGACCUUUCAUCUUCGGGACAUCUACAAUCCCAAACCACCCCAACAAAGGACCCCUGUGGCAAUACGGCCACCCAGCCCAAAACUAGGUCCUCCUCAGGAGCCCGUCGUCCGGCAUAGGCAGUCGUGUGAGCCCGAGCCAAAACCCAUCAUGAGGAGACGGGCUAAAUCCCUCUCGUCCUCCACAGAAGAGCACACCUGCAGGAACGUGCAGGUCCGCUUCGUAGAUUCGUUAGGGUUGGAACUGGAAGAUGUGAAGUUCUUCAAGGCCAGCGAGGACCCAUUGGUGCCGGUCCACGUCAUCACAAGACUGCUGGCAAGCUCUGAGCUGGCCUCCAAGAAGAAGCUGGAGCUCUCUCUACCCUACUUCCAGCCAUCCUUCCCUGACAACAUGCGUGCCGAGGCUGGUUUCCUCAAGCGCUUGUGCCAGCAGCGAGUUUGCCUGGAGCAGGUGUUUUGCUCUGAGCUGGGAAUUAUCGGAACUGUGCAAGUGCUGAACUUGGCCUAUGAGAAAGAGGUUACGGUACGAUACUCGUUUACCGACUGGAAGUGCAGCGCGGAGAGUAAAGCGAGCUGGAUCUCCACCGUUCACAGAGAUCGGCCCGAUCCAGAGUCCGAUAUGUUUCGUUUUCAUCUGCCUGUCCCACCUUUCAUCAUGCAGCCAGGUGCCAUGCUACAGUUCGCCAUCUGCUACCGGGUCAGAGGAUUUGAGUACUGGGACAACAAUGGUGGGUCUAAUUAUAAACUGACCUGCCAGACGUACAAAUUGACGGUCCCCAGAGAGUGUGAAGAUAGCCUGGUGCAUUUCAUUUGACUCUUCACUAGAGAUGCCAUAUACAGUGCUGUGAAAAAGUGUUUGCCCUCAGCCUGAUUUCUUCUGUUUUUCUGUGUGUAUUUCAUACUAAACAUGAGUAAGGCAACCUGAGUAAAUACAGCUUUUAUUUAUUUAUUUUGAAUGGAGCAAAAAAGCUAUCCAACACCUAUCACCCAUGUGAAAAACAAAUUUUCCCAUUUAAUGUAAAAUCUGGUUGUGCCACCUUUACCGUCUUUCACAGCGCUAUGGUAGUAUUUUGGCCCUCCACACAGUUUAGCCCCAUUGUAGGGUUGUCACUGCCUGUUUAAGGUCCUGCCACAGAAUAAAUAUGAGUGAUAUUUUUCUUAUUCCCUUGCAUUAGCUUCUUGACCUUACCCGACAGAGAUUUCUCCAGGCCGACCUCCUGCUAAUGGCAUCUGAGGAAGGCAAUCAAUGUGCUUCUGACUCA